AUGUCGCCUAAAGAGCAAGAAGAAGUGCCGUUUGAGGCACGACUGUUAGAUUAUGUCGAUCCUGAACCGGUCGCCCCCGGCCUGAAAAAUGCUACAGGCCUUGUGGCCCUAGCCUCUGCGAACCGGGACUUCUUCACAUCUGAGUACAUGAGCCAUACCUGGAAGACGAGUUCCAUCAAGAACAAGCUGGAAGAAGGCAAAAAUCUGAAGGCUCAACAGAAAGCUGAGAAGUCAUUGCCUUCCGAUGUUCACUUCAAGCUUGACCGCUUACAAAACGACGCAGAGUGCUUUCGUCUGCUCAAAGUUCAGUCUGUGGACCCAAAGGGCCUCAUUGAGUGCACCGUAGAAGAGUUCAGCUUUGCCAGGCGUCCUCCGUUUGUGGCACUAUCCUACGUGUGGAGUGACAAGGGCCCAGUCGCAGAGUUUUCCAGAGACUUCCGCAGGCCCGACAACGACCAACUUUGGCCGUUAAACCCUGGAGAGUUGCGGAAGAUCAAAUGCAACGGGAAGCCAUGUGAUGUUAGCGCCAACCUUCACGCCGCUCUUGCUGGACUCAACAAAAGCUUGAGCGGCCGCUACCUUUGGGUGGAUGCAGUCUGUAUUGACCAGACGGCAGGAAACGAGAACCACGAAAAGGGCGUUCAAGUCCAGAACAUGCACAAAAUCUAUGGAGGUGCAGAUGAGGUCUUCAUUUGGCUCGGACGCAAGCACAAGGGACGGGAUAUUGCAUUCAGUCUGCUCGAAUCAUGGCCCCGCUUCCCAGACGACGUCAGCAACGCGAAUAUAGCGUUUCGAGGGAAGACGUAUCGCACAGCAAAGGACUUUAUGGAUGCCACUGCUGCAAAGGCAGAGCUUCUUUCAUGGGGAUGCUUGAUGCAGGCGGUAUCAGAAGGAUGGUUUCAAAGAGUAUGGACACUUCAGGAGUUCAUAUUGGCACGGAAAUACUCCUUCUUCUACGACGGCAAGCAGAUUCCCACUGAGGCCAUGAAAAGCGCAAUGUCAUGGGUUUACUUCAUAUGCCAAAUGGGCCCGUCGACCAUUCUCCCGGCAUGGAUAAACUUCCAACCAUCCAUCUUCACUCUGAAGCAAGACUUCGAUCAGAAAGGCCAGAAGCUCGACUUCGCAAAAAGCGUCUUCCUCGGCGGGACCAGGCUCGCAAAAGAUCCCCACGACAAAGUGUACGCCCUGCUAGCCGUCACCGACCCAGAAUCUCUGCGACCAUCAGCCGACCUUCCCGCCUUGACAGUGCAAUACGACCUCCCAAUGCAAGACCUCUACCUCGACACCGCCCUCCGCCUCCUCCACGGCACAGCCGGCCUCUCCAUCCUCUCCCUCGUCCACCACCCCCUCGCCCCCCUCCGGCCCCCCAAAUCCAAAAAACCAAUCGGCAACCGCCUCCUCGACGAACACCGCGGCAAAUCCCGCGGCUGGACCAAAACGACGCGCUCCGUCAUCGCCCCCGCAGAAGACCCGUCCCUCCCUUCCUUGCAGCCGGACUGGCGGCACCGCUCCGCCACCGACGCCUUCCCCUCCUGGGUCCCGCAGCUCACCACCACCCUCGGCAGCGCGCCGCUGUCCUCCCAACGCGGCGGCGGCGGCGGCGGCGAGGACGCCAACAUCUUCCGCGCCGCCGCGGGCGUGCCGGCGUCGUUUCGCACCUCCGGCGGCGGCGGCGGCGGCCACCGCGUGCUCACCGUCGCGGCCAAGCCGGUCGAUCGGAUCGCGCGCGCCGUCCGCUUGCCGCAGUCGGUGCGGCCGCUGCACUGGACGCGGUUCGCGGAGAAGGCGGAGCGCGCGGCGCUGUGGGACCUCGUUGCGGGGAUCGUCGGUCGUGGUGGUGGCGGCGACGGGAAAAAGGGGAAGAAGCGGGCGGGGGCGGAGGCGGAGGCGGAGGCGGGCGCGGCGGGGAUCACGUCUGGUGGGUGGUACGCGCCGACGGGGGAGCGCGGCGUCGCGGCCGUGUGGCGGACGCUCGUCGGGGAUGUGUGGAAUAAGCGGCAUCACCCGGCGCCGGGGUAUGUGGAGGUGUUUUUCUUGAACUGGCUGGCGAAGGCGAGUUGUGUGGAUGAGGCGAAGGUGCGGCGGGGGUUGGGGUUGGAGAGGGAGGUGGAGUAUCGCAGGGAGGAGGUGUUUGAGAUUGGGCUGAGGGAGGGGGGGCUGGAUCGCUGGUUUGUGGUGACGGAGAAGGGGUAUUUUGGGCUGGCGCCGCCGAGGGCGGAGGUGGGGGAUGAGGUUGUGUUGGUGGCGGGGAUGGGGGCGCCGGUUACGCUGAAGAAGCAUACUGCGGGGGAGAAUAAGUGGCUGUUUGUUGGGGAGACGUAUGUGCAUGGGAUUAUGAAGGGGGAGUUUGAGGAUGGUGGGAGGGGGUUCGUUGAUAUUGAUAUCUUGUGA
Molecule: messenger RNA, 2391 nt
Organism: Diplodia corticola
Lineage: Eukaryota; Fungi; Ascomycota; Dothideomycetes; Botryosphaeriales; Botryosphaeriaceae
Product: heterokaryon incompatibility protein or allele
Exons: 3
Coding region: 1-2391 (796 amino acids)
Source: RefSeq, a predicted model, not a curated record